This is a messenger RNA of Dendroctonus ponderosae (mountain pine beetle), 2168 nucleotides long. Its product is annotated as mitochondrial-processing peptidase subunit alpha. The transcript is spliced from 11 exons. Gene Ontology annotation, cellular component: mitochondrion. Gene Ontology annotation, molecular function: metalloendopeptidase activity; metal ion binding. The record is from RefSeq and is a predicted model, not a curated record. Bases 161 to 1780 code for a protein of 539 amino acids. NCBI's taxonomy places the organism in Eukaryota, Metazoa, Arthropoda, Insecta, Coleoptera, Curculionidae.
AUUACUUUGACAAUCAAUUGUCACUUUUGAAGGUGCUUCCAUCUCCUUUAACCAGAUUUCAUAAACAAAUCGAUCAUUUUAAGAAACUUUAGAAACUUCAAGUCAAAAUUCCCUGAUUGGUAACGCAUUUCGUCAAAAACGAUUUAAAAUAGGUGCUAUCAUGGCUUUGCAGGCAUCUAAGAACCUCACCAGCAGUAUAUUUCAGUCCAAAAAUACAAUUUGGAAAGGACCCAAUCAUUUACUAAGACGUUGCACCUCAACGGAAUGGUCAAAUUUAACCGAAAGGCCCAAGAAGAAAGUAACUGAUAUGCCACCGAUGUCAGAACCUGUUCGGGGUCUUCCAAAAGCAAUCUAUGCGAAUUUCAGAGAAGAAAAUCAACAUACUAAAGUAACUAUUAUGCCUAAUGGAUUACGAGUUGCUUCAGAGAACAGAUUUGGCGAGUUUUGUACUGUGGGUGUUGUCAUUGACUCUGGCUCCAGAUAUGAAGUAGCUUAUCCAAGUGGAAUCUCCCACUUUUUAGAGAAACUAGCCUUCAACUCAACAAAACACUAUCCAGAUCGUGAUGAAAUUAUUAACAAACUGGAAAAACAUGGGGGCAUAUGCGAUAGUCAAGCCUCACGGGAUACUUUCAUUUAUGCUGCAUCAGCGUACACCACAGGCUUAAAUGAUGUUAUCCAGCUACUAGCAGAGGCCACAUUAAGGCCCCAAAUCACACCUGAAGAAGUUGAUGGAGCGAAACAGGCUAUACACUUUGAACUGGAAACUUUGCACAUGAGACCUGAACAGGAAACGAUUCUCAUGGAUAUGAUACACGCGGCAGCCUACAGGGAUAAUACUUUAGGACUUCCCAAGCUCUGUCCUUCAAAAAAUCUGGACAAAAUUGACAGAGAAAUGCUGUUUUUGUACUUGAGUCAACAUUAUACUCCACAAAGAAUGGUUGUUGCUGGUGUUGGAGUGGAGCAUGAACGAUUGGUUGAAGCAGUCCAGAAAUAUUUCGUCGACAGCAAACCACUAUGGGAAAUGGAACAGCUUUUCGGAAAAAAGAACAUUUCUGGUGUGGACAAGAGCGUUGCUCAAUAUACAGGAGGGAUAGAGCAGGAAGAAUGUGAUAUUCCUCAAUUCGCUUCAGCUGGUUUGCCAGUCUUAUCGCACAUAAUGAUCGGCUUGGAAGGCUGCUCGCACCAGGAUAGUGACUUUAUUGCAAUGUGCGUGCUGAAUAUGAUGAUGGGUGGCGGUGGAUCAUUCUCAGCUGGUGGUCCUGGAAAAGGCAUGUAUACGAGGCUUUAUACCAAUGUUUUAAACAGGUACCAUUGGAUGUACAGUGCGACAGCUUAUAAUCAUGCCUAUAAUGAUACCGGAUUGUUUUGCAUACACGCUAGUGCACCUCCAAACUAUGUUAGAGACAUGGUAGAAGUUAUUGUUAAAGAGUUGGUUAACAUGGCAAGUUCCAUCGGAGACCAAGAAUUAAGGAGAGCAAAAACUCAACUGCAAUCUAUGCUAUUGAUGAAUCUUGAGAGCAGACCGGUGAUGUUUGAGGAUAUUGGCAGACAAGUAUUGGCUACUGCACACAGAAAGCGGCCCGAAUACUUCAUUAAGGAAAUUGAAAAAAUAACAAAGGAUGAUAUAGUUCAAGUAGCAAAAAGACUGCUGAUGUCGCAGCCAAGUGUCGCUGCAAGAGGCGAUUUGAGAAAGAUGCCCUCUUUAGAAUACAUUCAAGCUGGAUUAAUAGACACCGAAGGGAAAAUGCCAAGUGGCAGAAAGCUAUCGCUCUGGAGAUAAUUUGUCACUAAAUGAUUAUAUCUAAGUGAAACAUUAAGCUGUUUGAUUGCUUUAUUUUACAGUACAUGUAUUCAUUUUCGAGGACUCUGGUCGAAACUGUUCAGGUGUUGUUAAUUGAACUUUUGACUUAAUUGGUGGUAAAGAAAAUCAUCGACUACCAUUUGCCCGAAAAACCUACGUUUUGUGAGUAGGCAUUUUUUAAUUUUAAAUGCUUUGGUAGCAUGAGGGUAGAUAGUUGAGACGUAUUCUGGAAAAUUGUCAUUUCAUUCUUAACGUGAUGCACUAAACAUCUAGUUAUCAUCAUCUAUCAUCAGUUAUGCGUUACUACAUAUUAACUUGUACAUAAGUUUAUGUGAGUGUUUUCUAAAAUAUAAUUUUAUAAAAUAAA